Molecule: messenger RNA, 3968 nt
Organism: Microcebus murinus (gray mouse lemur)
Lineage: Eukaryota; Metazoa; Chordata; Mammalia; Primates; Cheirogaleidae
Source: RefSeq, a predicted model, not a curated record
UGGUUGCCAAGGAGACGCGAGUACCGGAAAUGCAGAAUUCGGGGAGGGAGCGCACGCCAGGGCAGUAAGGGAGAGGCUGGGCGUCACAGGUCCUGACAGGGAAGAAGUAGGCAGGUCCUGGUAGGGUAGAGCUGUGGCGGUGCUACCUCAAGUGUAGGUAGCUCCAGUGCGAUGGAGUCGCAAAUCGCAGACUCGCUGGCUGGUGAGACCGCGCGAGCCGCGGGCGGGGGUCCGGCAAUGGGCAACGCCGCUGAGGGGCCCACAGUCUCGGCGCCCCUUGGAGCAGCCCGGUGGAAGCUCCUGCGGCAGGUUCUGAAGCAAAAACACGUGGAUGAUUGUCUGCGACAUGUAUCUGUAAGAAGAUUUGAAUCAUUUAAUCUGUUUUCAGUAACAGAAACCCAAAAAAGGGAAACUGAAGAGGAGGUUGGUGCAUGGGUCCAAUAUACAAGUGUCUUCCAUCCUGAAUACAGUAUCUCCUUAAGGCAUAAUAAUGGAUCCUUGAAUGUUGAAGAUGUUCUUACCAGCUUUGACAAUACAGGAAAUGUUUGCAUCUGGCCAUCUGAAGAGGUUUUGGCUUACUACUGCCUCAAGCACAGUAGUAUGUUCAGGGACCUUGCUGUGUGUGAGCUAGGGGGUGGCAUGACAUGCUUGGCUGGGCUCAUGGUUGCUAUUUCUGCAGAUGUCAAAGAAGUUCUGUUAACUGAUGGGAAUGAAAAGGCCAUCAGAAAUGUGAGAGACAUCAUCGCAAGGAAUCAGAAGGCUGGUGUGUUUAAGACUCAGAAAAUAUCAAGCUGCGUUUUACGAUGGGAUAAUGAGACAGAUGUCUCUCAACUGGAAGGACAUUUUGACAUUGUUAUGUGUGCUGACUGCCUGUUUCUGGACCAGUACAGAGCCAGCCUUGUUGAUGCAAUAAAGAGAUUACUCCAGCCCAGGCCCAAAUUGUAAGGCGUACUCCUCUGGUUGUACUCUCCACAGAUGAUGUGUUCUCUACCCUAGGGAUGCCGGGGGCUUCUGAAACCAUUCGUUACGGGGAGAGACGAAGGCAGCACUCAGUAGGGCUUAGUGGAUGUUUACUGAAUGAGGUAGAUGAUGUAUUAUUUUCCCUCCUAAAUAUGAAUCCACAUCUCAAAGGUAUCUGUAUUCAACGAACUGAAAAAGAAAACAACGACAUAACUGAACUACUGCUCACUCUUUCUCUUUUUGUGGGUACACAGCACCUCACACAGAAUGCCACCCUCUGAAGCUCCAUACAGCAGCUGACUCUGUAAAUGCUUCUUGGAGAAAACCUUUUCAAAAGAAUAAGCAGUAGAACAUGACCUUCAAAUUCCCAAAGACUCCCAUUUUUUAAAUUACUCAACAUCUGGAUUUAGUUUAUUCUCUCAACAAAUAUUGACUGAGUGCUUACUAUAUGCAAGGCACUGAGAAAAUGUGGUGAAUAAAACAUUAGAAGAUCCCGUUGUCAUGGAGCGUUCAUUCCAGCCAAAGGAACGGGCAAUGACAAACAAGAUACAAAACACGUGUCAGUGGUGAUAAGUGCUAAGAACAAAAAUAAAGCUGGGAUGGGAGGUGUGAGUGAUAAGGGAGGGGCCUACUGUUCUAGGCAGAGUGGUUAGGGAAGGACAGGUCAACUGAGACCAGAAGGAGGAAAGAGAUGUUUGAACAGAGAACACAGCCACAUGCUUAGUGGCAGUCCCUUGCAGCUCACCCCACCAGUGAGAAGGUGUCAUGCGGAGAGCGUGUGCUUAGUGUACACAAGCAUCAGCCCAACCAAGAAACCUGUAGCCCUGCAGACAUUAUGGUAUAUAGCUUUGAUAGUGGCUGUUGAAAACCAACUCUUCAAGUGUAACUGUAAGAUAAUUUUUGCAGGUGACUUUAAAAUAUAACAACUUCCAUUAUUCAAAAUUCCAGCUCUUAGAAAUGACUAAAAUGACCUACUAGCAGUCCUUUUUUUUUUUCUAAUGGAGACUUUUGCUCUCCUGCUGAGACCACGUAUUAUAUCUAGUUUCACAUAAAAAUGAAUUUUUGCUGCUAAGUUUGAAAAGCGCCUGAAAAUAGCAAUUAAUAUUGGAAAAGCUGACAGAACCUUAAGUGUAGAGGCAUGAUUGGUGCUGCUAUAAUUAUGUGCCUGAGUGUGUACAUGUCUAUGUAAACACAGUAUGAAAACACACUUGAUGUCCAGGACAGUGUGUUGGUGUAUUUUCUUCCAGGUAAGUGAGAGAGAGUGGGGGAGAGACUUAAUGGAAUUGAUAUAGCACUGUUAGUAGGUGUGGAUUUUUUAAUCUUACAUCUAUAUAGCCUUGUUUUUCCAAAUUAUUUUCACAUCCAUCACCUCAUUUGAUUCUCACAACCUGCUGGGGGAAAAAAAAGGUAGGAUAGGCUUUGUUCUUCCCAUUUGUUGGAGGAGAAAACUCAGUGGAUCAGCUAGAAUGGCUUAAGGUUCUUAUGUAUAAGAUGAAGGGAUUGGCCUACAGCAUCUCCAAGGUCCCUUCUAGCUCAACAGGUUCUAUGAUUCUUUUGUUUCUGAUUGUCCUGAGGUGCCACAAUUGUUUAAUGGUGGAGACUCCUUUUAAGUCCAGAAUCUAUUCUACUAUUCAGUUCCUACUUAUAGUCUUCAAAUCCUUCCCUGCAUAUUUGAUCAUCUGUAAAAUGCCAUUUCUACUAUACAAGGUUGUUGAGAAGAUCAUUGAGGGGAUAAAGGGAGGGUUUGUAAAGCACCCAGCACAGUGGCAACUAUCAUUAUGAUUGUCAUCACUGUUACUAAUGAGGAGACAAUGUAGUAUAGUUGGAAAGAGCAUCAGUGUUGGAGCUUCUAAUCAUUUAUUGGAAGAGCUCUUAAUACCUUCUACAUGGGGUGGUUUGAAGACUAAAGGAGAUGGUGUGUAUAUGAAUGCCCAACAUGUCUGACAUACCAGAUGCUCAAGAAAUGGUUGGUAGGUAUGAAUGAUAAACCACCUUUCAUAAGAAACUGGGAUAUAUUUUCCCAAUUCUUUCAUAAUCUGAAAUGGUUUCACCUCACAUUUCACAGAGGUGCAUUGUAACCUUGAAAUUAACAGAAGCAUACAGCCAUCUUUAAAAAAAAUAGAGAGAGAAAGAGAUUCUGAAGUUUGGCCACUUUCUGUUCACAUCUGGGAGAUGGAGGGGAAAUCUACAUGCACCCAGUAGUUAGCAAAUUGCCAUUGCGAAGUUUCAUGUCAGAUAGCCUUCUGCAAUUCAGUCUAUAUUUUAUUCCAGUCCUCCCACUCUCCCCACUGCCACAAUUUCAUAAGAUUUUGUGGAUUAUUUAGAAAAGCCUGCUUACCCUCAUGAUACAUACCGCUUUCUUCGCAAAGCAACCAUUUGAGCACUGUGAGGAGCAGCUUUGCUAUAGCGAUGACCCUUAUGAGGGAUUCGGUGGAGUUGGAAACCAAGCCCCUGGAGCCUUGUCUCUGGCAGCGCGCUCACAGACACGGCUGCUGCAGGACCGAAAUGUGAAAACUCCCCAAUAGGAUUUGUGGUUAUUUGUCUCUGUGAAGGCUUUCUUGGUACUGAAUUUUCAGGGCACAAUAAACUAACAUUUAUAAGCAUUUGCUGCCACCUGCUCUGGAGCUGCGUUGCGGAUGUGUUGGCAGGUGCUACAGAGUCACAAGGUGAGUGGAACUGCCCUGGACCAGUUACUCUAAAAUCUAGUAGGUAGUUUAAGCCAUUGGCCUCGAGACAGAACACCAACUUUCAAACACAUUUUGUUUUAUUAUAUGCAUUGUUUGAAAAGGAUGAAACACAGCAACUGGACAUUUGAGCGUGAAUGUUUUUUUCUUAUUUGAUGUAUAUCUAUCCUGGAAAUUAUUCCCACUGUGAAUACCUAUCCUGUGUGGACAUCUCAAGAACAAUUGAGUUUUUCUGUCUGGGAGCAGUACAUUAAAUGCUUUGACCAAUGUCUGUUAUGUUUGGUUGCCUUCCAAUUUUAAAAUGUGUGAAUUUCCUUUUUAAUG